This is a messenger RNA of Eimeria acervulina, 5307 nucleotides long. RefSeq lists its product as hypothetical. Lineage: Eukaryota; Apicomplexa; Conoidasida; Eucoccidiorida; Eimeriidae. The record is from RefSeq and is a predicted model, not a curated record. Gene Ontology annotation, biological process: regulation of transcription by RNA polymerase II. Gene Ontology annotation, cellular component: nucleus; SWI/SNF complex. The transcript has 18 exons. Gene Ontology annotation, molecular function: transcription coregulator activity. The coding region runs from base 1 to 5307 and encodes 1768 amino acids.
AUGAGCGGAUCUGCCUCAGGGCGCGGAGGCACCCAGUUGUCUUACCCCACAAAUGAAGACAUGCAAAUAGGUCGGAGCUGCUUCUUGCAGCUAGCAGCAGCACUAGAAGCAGCAGCAAAAGGAAAGAACCUUAGCAGCUCUCUUGAGGCAUUCAAGUGGUCUCUAAAGGGCCUGCAGGAUGUGGCGAAGCUGCUGCUGCUGCUGCUGCAGCAGCAGCAACGCUGCAAGGUGCUUCUUUCGCAUGCACUGUGGGCUACUGCUGCUGAGAAAGUUGCUGCUGCCUGCAGCAGCUAUAUCAAUGAAUUUCUUCCCCAGAUGUUGAUGCUGCAUGCAGCCGAAGCGCAGCUGCUGCAGCAGCAACAGCAGCAGCAGCAGCAGCAGCAGCCCGUAGGGCAGCAGCAGCAAAUGGUGCAGCAGCAGAUGCUAGAGCUCGCUAGAGAGCUGCAGCUGCUGCAGCUGCGAUUUAUUCAUCAUCUGCUGCAGCAGGACCCAAGAGCAGCACCUGUCUGUGCUACUCCGCUUGCUCAGAUCCUCACUAUGCACAGCAGCAUCUGGUAUAGCAGCAGCAGCAGCAGCAGCAACAGCAGCACCAGCAGCAGCAACAGCAGCAGCAGCAGCAGCAGUAGUAGUAGCAGCAGCAGCAGCCUCCGGCUGAGUGUUGUGACAGCAGCAUUCGAUGUGCUGCAGGCGUGUGGGGCGAGGCUGCUGCAGGAGACACUUGCUGCAGCAGGCUGUCUAAGCAGCAGGGGCAGUGCUGCAGUAGCAGACUACGUUGGCGGCGCGGCUGCAUGCACUCGGGGCUUUGCUGCUCUCAGCAGCAUCCGUUCGCAUGUUAACGAGUUGCUGCUGCACCUGCCGCUUCUGCUGGCUCCGUCUGCUGCUGCUGCUCCUGGUGAGCAGCAACAGCAGCAGCAGCAGAUGCGCGCUGCUGCCGCGAAGUGCAUGCGUUGCUGCUUGUCUGUUGUUGCUGCUUGGGCUGAGAUACUGCAUCCCCUUGCAGAGGAGUCUGGGGCUGCUGCUGCUGCAAGCAGGGGGCAGCAGCAGCAGCAGCAGCAGGGUUUGCUGCUGCUUCCCGAAGCAGCGCAUGCAGAACAGCUGCUGCGACACACUGCAGCAGCAUGGGAAGAGGCCGACACUCAAGUGCUGCUGCUGCUGCUGCUGCAGCCACCCCACACGCAUGCGGAUCCUCCAGCCGCUCGUGCAGCUGCAGCAGCGGGUGCCGAGUCGCAUGCAGACGGUGCUGCUGCCGCAGCAGCACCGACAGAAGCAAUGAAGAAGGUCAUAAUAAACCCUCUGGUGUAUGGGGAGGUGGUGCAGACAGCUGUUUGGAUCUGCUGCCGCCUGCCGCAGCGGCUGCGCCGUUUCUUGCAGCCCCUUAUUAAAGUUGCAGAGACACUGCAUUCAGCAUAUCGGCGUGUUGCUGCUGCUGCUGCUGCUGCAGAAGCUCCUGGGGAGCCUGAGGCCUUAACGGCAGCACAACUUGCUGCUGCUGACGGUAAAGACUGUGGGAUUCACUGCGUUGCAGCAGCAGCAGCAAGCAGCGGUGGCGCUGCUGCCGUUCAUGCACUGGUGCUGCUGCUGCAGCGGGAGGGUUUGCGGCUGUUAGCUUCCCCUCGCUGCUCCCCAGCUGCUGCGCUGCUGCUAAUUGAAGCAGCAGGGAGGCGGGCACCUGCUCGCGUGCUGCAGCAGGAAGCAAACGCAGAGUUUCAGUGGAUGUGGGCCACCAAGCAGCAAGACGACGACAGCAGCAGCAGCAGCAGCAGCAGCAACGGCGAUGUGGCAUUCGGGGAAGCAUUUGCUGCUGAGGAGGGGAUUCAAAAGAAGCGGCGCAUUACACAAGGCAGCAGCAACAGCAGCAGCAGCAGCAGCAGCGCAAGGGAGGAGAAGGAUGGGGAGCUGUCUGCUGCAGCAGCGCUGCAGAGUGUUGCUGCUGCAUCUGCUGCUGCUGAGGCUGCAUCCCGCGUGCUGCUUGUGGCUGAGACAGAUGGGGGAGCAUGGAGGUCUCAGGAGCAGCAGGCAGAUGCAGUUGCGCUGCUGCUGGAGACCUACAACCCUCAGCGACUAACCUCGUUGCUGCUAGAAGGGCUGCAGCGCAACAGCAGCAGCAGCAGCAGCAGCAGCAGUGGCAGUCGCAGCAGUGUUGUUUCUGCACGCGCCUGCAUUCCAGCGAUGGAACUGCUGCGGGCCGCCGAGGCGAAGCUGCAGCAGGAAGGCAGCAGCACCAGCAGCAGCAGCAACAGCAGCAGCAGCAGCAGUGACAGCGCAGCAGCAGGGGCCGCCUCUCGAAGCUGCUGGAGUUUGCUGCCUUCUCUCUUUGCUGACGUCUCUCCACAACCCACUGCAGAAGUCUGCUGCGAGGAGACAGAUGAUAACACCUUGGCUUGCAUGUCUCCUCGUUCUUUGUCUCCUUCUCCGGAGGCUUAUAUGGAGCUGCUGGCUUCUCAGAUCCUUAGUGGGCCCCUGCCGGAGUGUCUCCCUGGGAGUAAUGUCUACGUCGAUCGUCUCUUAUUCCUUCAGGGCAACAGCCGCAGCAACAGCAGCAGCAGCAGCACGCCCUUGUUCCCGCUGCAGGCGAAGUUGGCGCUGUCUCUCGAUUUGCUUUUUUUCCUUUCGAGCCGCAGCUGCAGCACUCCGCUGCAGCAGCAACAGCAGCAGCCACAGCCCUCUGCAGCAGCUGCAGGAGGAGCAGCAGAAGCAGCAGCAGGCUCUGUAGAGUCUCCUCUAACUCUGUCUCUUCUGCAGCGAACCCCAGAAGGCAUCGAAGGGUGGUGCCCUUGGAGCGCGUGCAUGCAGGGCCAGAGGCCUUUGACGCCUUAUGAAAAGGCCUUUGUGCAGUGUCUCUCCAGGGCCUACAGCCAAGAACUCUUAGAUGACACGGGACUACGCGCUGCGUACAGCCAGCUCAUGGGACGUUUCCUUGUUGCUGCUCCGUUGGUGCCUCCUUCUGUCUUUGCUUUCCUCGCGUGGCUGGCAGACGGAGCUCCCCCUCCAGGAGCAGCAGCAGCAGCAGCAGCAGCUGCUGCUGCUGCUGCUGCCUCUGGUGCUGCAGCGGCACCGGCAGACACGCAACAGCACGAGCAGCAGCCCGACGCUGUGCCAGCAUCGGCUGCUGCUGGCGCAGGGGCAGUCGAAAAAGGCAUUAUGCAGGUUUGCGGGGAGCAGCAGCAGCAGCAGCAGCAAGUGCAGCAGCAACAACAGGAGCUGCAGCAGCAGCAACAGCACCAGGAGCUGCAGCAGAUGCAGCAACAGCAACAGCAACAGGACGUGCAGCAGCAGCAGCAACAACAGCAGCUGGAACUGCAGCAGCAGCAACAGCCACAGGAGCCGCAGCAGCAGCAACAACAUCAGGAGCUGCAGGCGCAGCAGCAGCAGCAGAAGCAAGAGGCGCCGUCCGCUACAGCAGAUUUGAUUGCAGGCUGUGGCCUUCGCGAGGGGCGCAGCAUGAAGGCGCUGUCUAACGACAGGCGGCUGGUGGUUGCUGCUUUGUCUCAACUUAUUCGAAGGAGAAGCGGGUUAUCGUCUCGCCGGACUGCGUUUACGCUGCUGAUGCGUCUGUGCCACGUGAGUUCUUCGGGUUGUCGUCGAUUAUUUGCACGUCUUUUUGCAUCGACGAAGGGUAUCUAUGCCCCUCCUGCAGAUCCUUGGGAGCAGCAAACCAGCAAGGAGGUCUUGCUGCGCUGCAAAGCCUCACCCGCUGCUCCUGCUGCUGCUGCUGCUGAGGCACCAGCAGCAGCAGAAACGACUGUACGCUGCCCUCCAGGAGCCCCGCUGUGGCAGAUGCCCGCGCUGGUGCUGCAGCAGACAGGGUUGGGGGCGCUGCAGCAUCCGCCGCAGCAGAAGCACAGCGAAGUAGCAGCAGCAGCAGCAGCUGCUGCUGCUGCUGCUGCUGCUGAGGGGGCAACGCCUAGAGUCGUUCCUAUGGAGGAGUUGCAGGGCUGGGGGGCCCCCGAGACAUUCUCCGGCCGCUGGGUGGAAGAGGUGGCUUGUCUUGUCUUCGCCUCGACGGGAGGGCCGGGCGCGGUGGAGACGCUCUUAGGGCUGAUGCGCUGCAACGCGUUUCCUGCUGCUGUUGCUGCGGCUGUGCUGCGGGAGGUUGCUGCGGUUUCAGAUGCUGCAGAAGCAGCUGCCUCCACGGCAGCUGAAGCAGCAGCAGCUGCUGCUGCAGCAGCUGCUGCUGCUGCAGCUGCUGACGAGACCGCAAAAACAGCUAACGAGGCCUCGGGAGGCUCUGCAACGAACGGAGAAGCACCCGAUGCAGCAGCAGCAGCAGCUGCUGCUGCUGCUGCUGCUGCUCGCAAGGCAAAGGCCGCAGCGAGUGCUGCAGCAUUCGAUAUGCGCAGCAGCGUUUUUGGUGUUGUAAAGCAAAUCAAUAACUUAUACCAUGAGGUGUAUCCGCAGCUAGUAGAGCUACUGCAACCGGAGCAGAAGCCGUUGCUGCUGCUGCUGCUGAAGCAUUUAGCAGCAGCAACAGCAGCAGCACUGCAAAGGGGGGAGCAUCUGCCAGCGCAGCUGCUGCAGUCGGCCUGGACAGCAUUUGAGACCCACAGAGACUUCUCGCUUGUAGCCCCUCUGCUGCCUUUCUUCACUAGCGAACAGUGCCAGGCGUACAUACAGCAGCUGCUGGUUUCUUCUGAGGAUAUGUCUUUGGUGUCAUCCGUCUUUACUGACCUCAUGCGGUCUCGAGCUACGUUCAAGCAGCUGCAGCAAAAGCAGCAGCAGCAGCAAAAGCAGCAACAGAGGGCACUGGACUUCGGCAUAUCUCCAGAAGAUUUGUUGCUGUGUACAUACAACCUUCCAUGCCCUUCUGUGGCUGAGAGGCGGAGACAAGCAGCAGCGCUAGAUAUUUGUUUGGGGCUCACUGGCGCCCUUCCCACCUCCCCAUCACCAGAAGAGCUGGUUCCUGUUCACGCGGUGGCUGCUGUUUGCCAGCGGCUUUCCGAAGACACGGAGAAGGAGCUGCAGCCUGUCUUCGGGCGUCUGCUGUGCCGCGCAGCGCAGCACUUGCCUUCGUUGGGGGAGUUUUUGUCUUGUGUUGUUUUUCCUUCGCUGAUCGCGCGAGAGGCCUGGCUGUCUCCUUCACUCUGGAAAGGAGUCAGCAUCGCUGUGGGGGCCCUCUGGCCUUCGCAUAGCGAAGCGCUGCUGCAGCACAUACUCAGACUGCCCCAGGAGGCGGGAAAGCCGCUGCUGCAGCAGCUGCAGCAGCGCCUGCCGAUUGCAGCUGAACUAUCAGCUCUUCUGGCGCAAGACCCUGUAGCCCGGCAGCAGUGCCCCCCUUACCUGCAGGUCUUGCUGGGGCUGUCGAGUUAG